Molecule: messenger RNA, 774 nt
Organism: Lemur catta (Ring-tailed lemur)
Lineage: Eukaryota; Metazoa; Chordata; Mammalia; Primates; Lemuridae
Gene: NUPR2
Product: nuclear protein 2, transcriptional regulator
Exons: 2
Coding region: 62-370 (102 amino acids)
Biological process (GO): negative regulation of cell cycle; regulation of transcription by RNA polymerase II; negative regulation of cell population proliferation
Cellular component (GO): nucleus
Source: RefSeq, a predicted model, not a curated record
CGGGGCGGGGCCGCUCGGCCUUCCGGAAGCGCGCGCGGGCGGCGGCCGGGCGGCUGGUGAGAUGGAGCGGGGCGCCCACCGGGCCCUUAAGUGUGCCCAGCCUCGAGCCCGGCCGCCGCCACGGGGGGCGCGGCCGCCCGUGAGCUUCGAGGAGGAGCUUUACGACUGCCUCGACUACUACUACCUGCGCGACUUCCCGGCGUGCGGGGCCGGCCGCAGCAAGGGCCGGACGCGGCGCGAGCAGGCACUGCGCACCAACCGGCCAGUGCCCGGCGGCCACGAGCGCAAGGUCGCGCAGAAGCUCCUCAACGGCCAGCGCAAGCGGCGCCAGCGCCAGCUCCAGCCCCGGCCGCGCACUCGCCUCGGCUGAGCGCCGGUGCGUGCGGGCCGCCGCCGGCCAGGCCCCGGCCGCGCGUGAGGCUGGAUCUGGGCACAGUCGGCCCUUCUGAGGCUGCCCCCAUCAGCACCCGACACCCCAUGUCAUCUACAGACUGCAGCUGGAAUGGUGUAAAACUACGAAGGGGCUAGGAAAGGAAGAAGACAUCUUUUAAAAAAUACAAGAUACCAGAAGGACCUGAUAAAAGUAUUUUCUCUGACUCCAACUGUAACUGUGCUCCUAAGGGGGAGAGAGCCAUGUUGGUCAACAGAACUUUUCCACAUCGCUUGAUUUUACUGCUUCAAUAGCUUUUCCUUGUUGAUUGUUAAUUAACGUCCAAGUGGGUAUGCCUUUUUAGGGUUUUUAAUUAAAAGACAGCAGCAAGAAUGGCAUUUUAA